AUGUACUGGUACUUCCUUGGUCGUUACACGCCCGAAUUACACGCCUCUCCCGCACCGUUUGAUGGAGAGGCUGCACAAGCUCGGGCCUUCCGGGUUCGCGUAUGUACUGCCUUCUUGAGACCCGACCCGGCAUAUCCGCCUCCAAAGUCGGGCACCCAACAGAUGAGUGAAAAAGCGACGCGGAAGCUCACUCAACCGUGGACGCAUUUCCCUCCGUGA
Messenger RNA from Puccinia graminis f. sp. tritici CRL 75-36-700-3, 219 nucleotides. RefSeq lists its product as uncharacterized. The transcript is spliced from 2 exons. The coding region runs from base 1 to 219 and encodes 72 amino acids. The record is from RefSeq and is a predicted model, not a curated record. NCBI's taxonomy places the organism in Eukaryota, Fungi, Basidiomycota, Pucciniomycetes, Pucciniales, Pucciniaceae.